AUAUGUGUAAGUCUCUCUCUCUCUCUCUCUCUCUACUUUUCGUCGGCGAGGAAAAAGCCAAUCCCACAAACUCCAGCUAAGAAAGGCGCGACUCUGCAGAAAACGGAUAUAAACACAGACCCCACGGUAGUGGACACCCGCACCGCGUCUCAAGUGGCUUGACGCCGUCGACUUAUUUUUUUUGUAACAUUUACACUGUGAACUGACUUUGAAGUUUCCUCGAAGAGCACAUUCGCGAGGUGUGGAAACAAAAGCACCGGACGGCGACGAUUCGAGGUUCCUUCUUCUGAUUACCGGCGGUCAGUGUCCAGGUUUGCUGUGACACGGCGUUCACGGUCCUGUCCUGAGUCUGCGCCUCUGGAUCUGCCACUGCGUCCCUGUAGCGUCUGGAUCACCACGGCACAACACCGCCCGCGCACACGGGAAGGUAUUUUCGGUCUGAAACCGACUGAGAGUUAACCACAAGUUUGUGUCUUAGAUGCACUUAAUAUUUCUGCUAAGGGACAGACGGCUAUUCUAACAAGGCUGAAUCUGCUCAACGGAUUGUUACACCGGUCAGGAUUACACUUUUUAGUUACUCUGACAAUAUUAAUGAUUACACCUCCUACUAUUUUUACUACACGUAUUAUUACUAUUAUUACUACUACUAUUAUUACUAUUACUAUUACUAUUACUACUACUAUUACUAUCUGUUCUAGAAUUAUAAAAUAUUUAACAUUUUUGAGUGCCUAUUAUGGGAGUCCGCAGAGAGAGAGUAUUUGUUGAUGUCCGCCCUUGCUGUCCUGCAUCAGAGUUCAGGUAGCUCACAGCCAACACAAAAUGCUACCCUGCAUAGCAUCUCUCUGUGCCAGGGGAAGCCUGCUGAGUGAAGCUCACAGAGAGAGAGCGAAACAGCCAGAGAGACCUCCACACACACACACACACACACACACACAGCCCAUCCUGAAGCACACACACUCUCUUACAUUCUCCCACUGACAGACACAUACAUACAUACACAGUGACCCACAAAGCAGGGCAUGGGAAACUCCUCUCAAAAACAAGGGACGGAGGACAAGGAAAAAGAAAAAGAGGAGGAAACUGAUGACGAAUUGGAGGAAGAGGAAAAGGCACAAGUGAAAGAAGAGGAGGUGGAACAGAAGCUGCCUCCAUGUUUUAAUGAAUUAAUCUCUAGCGGAGAUCCAGUGCUGGACCUGAGCCAAUUUCGUUUGCGAUACCUCCCAAAGGAAGUUCUGGGACUGGAACAUUUGGAGAGACUGUAUGUAUGUGGAAAUCGGCUUCGCACGGUGCCGGAUGGCAUUGUGCAGCUGCAAGGCCUGCGCACUCUAGCGCUUGACUUUAACAAAAUAGAAGACGUCCCGCCGAGCAUGUGCCAGUUGGUCAACCUCACCCACCUAUAUCUUGGCAGCAAUCGGCUGAUGAGCCUGCCACCAGAAAUUAAAAACCUGCAGAGCCUCCGGUGUCUCUGGGUGGAAAGUAACUACUUUCAGUUUUUCCCCAAGCAGCUAUAUGAGCUCCCUCAUCUGCGCUCUCUGCAGUUUGGUGACAAUAAACUUAAAGCUCUGCCAUCAGACAUGUGGCGCAUGGAAGCACUGCGAAGUCUCUGGCUCUAUGGCAACCGCUUUACUGAGUUCCCACAGGUUCUCCUGAAGAUGGAGCAGCUGGAGAUUUUGGAUUUAGAUGGAAACCGUAUCUCCAAGUUACCCAGUCUGCUGAUCUUCCCAGCACUCCGACUCUUUUCCUAUGACCACAAUCCUGUGAAGGGGCCACCGCUUUUUGGAGAGGAUGUUGUAAUUGUUGGAGAAGGGGCAGCAGAGGCCUUGGAGGAAAGGGAGAGAAUAAGAGAAGAGGAGCGUGCAGAACGAGUGGCCGAGGUGGCAGCUGCAGCAGAAGCAGCCAAGCCAACCAGACAAGGAAUACUAAAGAAACUCAGAAUGAAGUCUUCAUCAGCAAGUGAGGUAGCAGCACCAGCUGAGGAGGAAGUGCCAUUACAAGCCAAAGCAGAAGAGGAGGAGUGUGAAAGACAUCAAGUGGUGUAUGAUGAUGGGAAGCUUGAAUAUGAGGGUGAACGUUAUGAUGGUUACAGAAAGUCAGAUCUGGAGUAUGAACAAGCUGAGAUAAGCUACAAAUAUGAAGGAAGACUAUUGAGACUAGAUGAGACUAAUGAUUGAUUCUUCCCCUUUAACUACAACACACUUCAUUUGGAUUGCACUAACUAUAUUAAAGGAAUACUCUAUCAUUUUCAUCAUAAUAUCAUUUACCACAUCUGUACUGUAAUAUGCAAAUUCCUCACAAGAAUUGAAACAUUUCCCUGUACUGAGUAAUGAGCAGAGAACCCACACUCGAAACUCACUCAUAAUAGUGGUUUAAGGGCAGUUCCUAAAUUCUCUUAGAAAAACUUAUAUGACUACCUACCUUUAGUAGAUGCCCCCAACCAGAGCAAUAUAUCUUUAUCUCAUUUGUACAGUUAAGAGUUAAGGGCCUUGCUAAAGGAGUGGCAGUGGCAGCCUGGUGUUCCUGGGAUUCGACUCUCACAGCCUUCCGAUCAGUAGUCCAGCAACAUAAACACAGAGAUACUCCUAUUACAUGCACAUUCAAAAAUAUAACUUCUCAGACAGGACAUUUACAUUUAUAGAAGACUCCUUUAUCUAAAGAGACUUAGACGGAAUUAAAUUCAGGGGUUGUGUCUGAAACUCUUUUAUCAUGAUUGUAUUUUGUAUUUAAACAACAGAGUAGAUCAUUUAACACACACUUCUUAGCUUAUCACUAAAAAUGAUCCAGUCAGUGGAUUUUGCCUUACAGUCCAUACUAAUACUUCCUUUCAAUUUCCCCAACUCCAAAACAGUAUUCUCCAUGUGUAGUAAACCACACAUUUUUUACAGCUGAGACUUUAGAUGCAGGCAAAAAAUAUCAAUAUAAAUAUAUAUAAUUUAAUUUUACAGCUAGAGAUUCAUUAGACUAUAAGAUACAGUGUGUGUUCUACACCAAAAAAUGUUCUGACUGGCACUGAAGUUAUCUUUUAUUUAUCUUUUAUUUUAUUUUUAUUUUUUUUGCAUGUGUAGCUAAAUUACAAACCUGAUUUUCUUUUUAUCAGAAAGAUUAUUCGACUUGAUUACAUAAUAAAAAAAAAAGUGCCAAACAUUAAACAUGAACUUCUCAGUGUAAUCACUGAGGAAAAUGCAAGCUGAUUCUGUAUCAUAAACUGCAUCUAAACACGAACAAAGAGCGAUGAAACCUUUUUCAGCUCUGCUGCUGGUGUUGAGUUUUCAGUGUCAAGUGCAAUCCAGGCAACAUCUGUCCUCUGACAACCACAAAAACACACCAUGAAAAUUAUAAUUGAGUCUGAGGCAAGAGCAGAGGAUGAAGUCUCCCAUGGGUAUCUGCACACAUACCCAUUUAAACCUUAACAAAAACAAUGUUUGAAACCUCAUCAGUACUGUUCUUAUGUAGUUCUCAACUGCUGGAGCUGCAGAGUAACAAAUAAUUCAGGUUAUUUAUCAGGUUAUAAGGUUACCUAAGAAUUUCUGUAUCCAUGUGCGAUCAAAGCAACAUGACUACUUUAGCAGCAGAUAAUCUUCCCUAUGUGAAAGGGAGUCACUAUACAGAGCUUCAUUUCCACAUACAUCUGAAUAAAGGAUUCCACAAAAAUAUUCUUUGCAUAAAGGUUAAUUAACUCAAAUAAACCUCCAUUAUAUGUGAGUUCGAGUAAACUGGGGUUCUGUUAUCUCAGUACAGGAACACAUAAAAAAUCCUUUCCCUGGUUGUGGUAUUAGAUGUGGUAGACAGAUAUUAGGUGAAAAAUUCCAGAGUUUGCUCCAACAAAGCUGCUGUGAGAAAAAAGUGAAACAAUUGCAAUACAGAACUCUAACCUUUAGGUUUUGCACUUAAUUUAUUAUCAUAAAAAAAACCUGUGAAGAACAAUGUACACAGUGCAGCUGUAAUGGACAGUAACUGUUCUCUAAGCUUUAUACAUAAUGAAGACCAACGUGUGUGUGUGUGUGUUUGUAGUGUGUGUGUUUGUAGUGUGUGUGUGUGUGUGUAAAUGAGUGGGUUUAAUUCUAAAGUAGAGCGGGUGUAAUUCUACUCUAAACUUGGUGUACUGUAUCUGGAAUUGGAUAUUGUGAUUGCUGUGAUGUCUGUUGCUGAAACGAAAUCUCUCAUUAAAUAAUCAUUGGGUUUCUGAAAAUGUUUUUCAAUCAUUCAUGCAGGGCUAGGAGAACGAUCUAGUACUUUGAACAGACUUAUACAAUAUCCACAAUGCAAACCAGCUGUGUAAUUCAACUCAGAAUUGAAAUGUGCUUUUUUUUUUUUAAACGAGACACGGCAGCCAGAAGCAAGAGAAGCUCCAGAGCUUUGGAGGAUCAUAGAGAUAAAUGGACAGUGCAAGCCAGACCAGUGCUAACAUUGAUAAACUUUGUCACAGCUGCCAGGGUUUCUGUGAGGUCACCGUGUGUUAAGCAGAGAACGUGUUACGAGAAGGGGGAAAGGAUACGGGGGGAUGCUUCUCCUUAAAAGGCUUGAGUAAGAUGAAGAUGUUUAAACAUUAGCAUGAGACAGAGAGGGAGCAAAUAAAUGAGACUUAAAGUGUAGAGGUCAGCUGUCAUCAGGGGUGUCCUCUAAUUCUCUUUGACUUCAUUCUUUCCUUCCAAUGACCAGCAUAUUUCCUUCUUUUUUAUUCCAGUCACACUCUCCAAGCCUCUUGUUCCCUUAUUGUCCUGUUAUGCUUUUUAACUCUUCCUCCAUCUUCGUCCUGUUAAACUGGGUGGCUAUGUGGGGUGGGCUGGAAAAUACUCUAUUUUACUCUCUCUGUCAAAUUAAGCUCAGGGCUUUUAUUCUAUGAUGAAAAACUG
Molecule: messenger RNA, 4850 nt
Organism: Hemibagrus wyckioides
Lineage: Eukaryota; Metazoa; Chordata; Actinopteri; Siluriformes; Bagridae
Product: leucine-rich repeat-containing protein 10B
Exons: 1
Coding region: 1020-2171 (383 amino acids)
Molecular function (GO): protein binding
Source: RefSeq, a predicted model, not a curated record